Centropristis striata (black sea bass) is the source of this 10905-nucleotide messenger RNA. RefSeq names its product RAB27B, member RAS oncogene family (gene rab27b). The record is from RefSeq and is a predicted model, not a curated record. Gene Ontology annotation, molecular function: GTPase activity; GTP binding. Gene Ontology annotation, cellular component: melanosome; secretory granule. The transcript has 6 exons. NCBI's taxonomy places the organism in Eukaryota, Metazoa, Chordata, Actinopteri, Perciformes, Serranidae. Gene Ontology annotation, biological process: positive regulation of exocytosis; melanosome transport. Bases 509 to 1165 code for a protein of 218 amino acids.
AAUUGUAAAAAUGUGGGUCCCACAAGAAAAAGGUUGGGAACCACUGACCUAGGUCAUUAAUAAACUUAAGCAAGGGAUCUGAAUAUUUUUUCCACCUCUGGACCUACCUCUUCAGAGGCACAUGCAAUAGAAGCGACUGUUCUUUAACUACUGACAAAUCCGAGUUUCCGUGGAGUCCCUGAAUGCAGCUGAAGCGUCAACCCUCCACCCCUCGAGGAAGCCGAGCGACAUCCAUCAGACUGGUUGCACUCUCAGAGGUCCUCUCUGUUCACUCUUCUGGCUGCACCCCACCAACCACUCCACCGGGCCGUCACGUCGACCUCCGGCCGGGUUGGGUGAUCGCUGCGCGGAUUGUUUCUCUCCAUCAGGACUGUGGGAGAGAUGCGACGUCUCGGAGGAGGAGGAGGAGACGAACUGGCCAGGCAGCAGCAGCAGCAGCAGCAGACACCUGCGAGGAUCUGAGUUUGUUUCUCUACCGUGAAAGAAAAGGUUUAUUGCGGGCAUCACUAUGACUGAUGGGGAUUAUGACUACCUUAUAAAGCUCCUUGCCCUGGGGGACUCCGGCGUGGGGAAGACCACCUUCUUGUACCGAUACACAGACAACAAGUUCAACCCCAAGUUCAUCACCACAGUCGGCAUCGACUUCAGGGAAAAGAGAGUGGUGUACACAGCGUCCAACCCCAAUGGGACAACCACAGGGAAAACCUUCAAGGUUCACCUCCAGCUCUGGGACACAGCUGGACAGGAGAGGUUCCGCAGCCUGACAACAGCGUUCUUCAGGGACGCCAUGGGGUUCCUGCUGAUGUUUGAUCUCACCAGCCAGCAGAGCUUUCUCAAUGUCAGAAACUGGAUGAGCCAGCUACAGGCCAAUGCCUACUGUGAGAAUCCAGAUAUUGUGUUGGUAGGAAACAAGGCGGAUCUGGCCGACCAGCGGGAGGUUCAGGAGAAACAGGCCAAGGAGCUGGCAGAUAAAUAUGGGAUCCCGUACUUUGAGACGAGUGCGGCGACAGGAGCGGAGGUAGACAAGGCAGUGAUAACACUGUUGGACCUGGUCAUGAAGAGGAUGGAGCAGUGCGUGGACAAACCGCCUGCCGAUCCGGCCAAUGGGAACGGGGCAACCAAGCUUGGGGAUGCGCAGCCCAAUGAGAAGAAAUGUGCAUGCUAGAAAAAGAAGGAAACAACCAGUCAGCGUUCCUCUGUCGUCUGUCCUUUCUACUUGCCCCAUUCCAUCCUUCUUUAACCUUCUCCUUCUGUCAUCUUUGAUCGCAUGUUUCUUCAUCUCCCCCCGUCUGUUCUUCUCUCUCUAAAACUAAACAUCUAAACAUCUUCUGCUCCUUAUUUUUUUCCCCCACCCUCCUUUACUCUUCCUUUUCCUCCCUAACUGUUUGCCACUGUGGCAAUGAAACAACCCUGUCACCCUCUAGUGGAUAUUCCAGGUAAUGCAGUCUCAGCCCGUCUGCCUUUGAGCUCUGUUUAGGAGGAAAUUAAAGCAGGAGGGGAAAAUUUCAUCACUGUCAGACACAUAAUGUGCCUCGUUUAAAACAUGCAGCCUGGGAAUUAAGCUCUGCACGCACCCAAUUACUCUGCUCACAAGUUGUUUGUGUGAUUUAAACGGAGAUCAACAGGCGAAAAGAGAUGUUUAAACUAAUUUGAAUGCUUUAAAGGCUGAUCAGUUUUUCAUGUCGUAACGGGAACGGUUUUGGCUGUAACUGGGCCGUAAACAAUCGUGUUUCUGUGUAAAUGAAGUCCUCUCCUGACACUUUUCCUCCUGAACCAGGGUGAGAAACUGUGUCACCAGUUUCCAGUAUUUUUGUUUUUAUUUUUUCACAGUUUCACAGUGUUUUCAAUGCUGUACCCAUAUUAGAAACAUUAUGGUCAUUUUGCAGUGUUUCAAGCAAUUUCGUUCGGUUCAAGGAUGCAAAAAUGUUUGCUAAAAUGCAUCAACUUGUGUUUAAUAUAGUUGGCUACGGUGUCAGUUCUCUGACAGCUGAGUCUGAGUGGCUGUUUACAGCUAUUUUUUUUUGUUAAGCUAAUGUCAGCUUGGUAGCUAGCUUCUUUAGCUAAAUUCAGGAUCUGUAAAGCUUAAACCACAAUAAGAUGUGAAGAUACAUAUAAGACAAUAUUAAAGUUUAUAUUGGUUACAGUAAAACACCUGAUAUAGAGAUACUCUCCACACAAAGCAGAAGAAGUACAUGUAUGUUAUUUUCAUAACCAAAUUGUUGUGCUUAUGGACACUUCCUAGUGAUUAUUAUGUAUUGCAGUAUUAUGUAUUCUUAUUUUGGAUCAGUACCCAUGAUAAAUUGAAUAUUUGUCUUGGCACUCAUUUAAAAAAAAACAACUUUGGAAAACAUGUUGAUACAAUAAGCUCAGCUUCCUGUUUCUACAUCAGAUUAGCAGUUUAUGUAGCCAGCUAGCUAACAUAGGGCUAUCAGUGUUAGCAGUGGCUACAAGCUUCAUGCUAAUAUUUACAAAAGCAGCUGAGUGUUUUGAAGUAUAGACAGUCUGCAGUGUUUCAGUAACUGCUUUCUGCUGAGUUGUUGCUUUGUGUGCCAUUAGUUAAAAUUUUCUCUGAAUUCCACGAAUCUUUCUAUCCGACUUUUGAUACAAAAACAAUAGCAUGUGGUAAAUUUAGCUAGAUUAAGCUACCUUGCUGUGUUUUCUUUGGCUGUUCAUACAAGACUAAUAAUGAUUGGUAGGAAAUAGGAUUUUUGGAUACUCUGGAUACUUUUACAUUGAUAGCGUUUGUAAUUUAGCUAAGUAUAAACAAUUUCUAUUCCCAAGCAAACUGACUCACUAACUUCACUGAAAAAGACUAUGUGAGGUUGUGUUCACAUUGGCUGUGAGGUGUGUUUAUUUCUCCUGCACAGCAAAGCUCGAUGGAAAUCCAUUCAGAAAACAAGCAUUUUAAAAGUUGCUGUCUGCUUGUCAUCUUGCAGACAAACCUGACAAAUUAUGAAUUCAGACUUUUUACAUAUCUGCAUUAUGUUGUAGUUAUUUCGGCAAACUUUUUCGUUUAUUGCAAUUAAAUCGCAGCUAAAUCAGUUUAUUUUGGGUGCGUAUUGCUGUAAUACUGCUGUACCGGCAGUCAACCAGACACAGUUGAGUUGUCUGCACCUCCGCUUGAUAUUAUUGAUCCAGACAUGGCAGUGUUUGGUUAAUGACGGGAAAUAAUGGUGCCUUUGUUUAAACUGGCACGUUGCACAUGAGUCACAUGAAUAAACACAUAUUUCUGGCGGGAAAAUUUGCCUUACUACCAGUGUGAACACAUCUUUCGCAGCCCAAUUGGCCAUACUUUGCUGUUGCACAGCGAACUCUCCAUUGAUCUCCAUGAUGGUGAUGAUUGCAGAUUUGCAGGUUGUAUACCAUUUCUAUUGUAGGACAAUUAUGGGUACAGCAUGACACAUGUGACAUGGAGAAAAAAACACAUUGUAUAUCAUUAAUAAUGUGUCCUAGACAAGUAUAGACAUGUUGUUCCAAACUGAUCUACUGCCUUGGCUUUUAAAGCGUUAUUUCACUGAGGGAGAACAGACUUUCAUCUCUGUGGGAGUUUGAGAGAAGUCAGCUAAAAAUAUCAGCUGCUAUUUCACCGUAUAAAAGAUAGUAGCUAUUUUACAGGCGGGGAAAAAAUGACCAUGAGUGGAGAGGAUAAUUAUAUCUAAUCAGCAUCAACAUCACGAGAAUAGACCUUUCUGAGAAUGAAAAAAUGCCAAAUGUCAGUUGGGUGACGACAGCUGAUUUUCCAUGGUGACCUCUCAUCUCUUUGUAACAGAUAAUGAGACAAAGUGAAAUACCGCUUUAAGGCCCCAUACAUGACCAAUGUUGUUAGAAUAUAAAGUGACCAAUUAUUUAUAUUAAAAGAAAUGUAAAACAUGUAUUAUUUCUUUUGUCAUAUUUUUGUUAGAACUAUCCUUUUACAUUUCACAGUGCCAUUUCCCUUCUUUUUUAAAUUUUAAUUUCCAUCUCAACUGCGUUCAUAUUUAUUUGUUUAUUUGUUUUUUUUCCAAUGCUACAGUGCUUUUCGGUGUGUUUUCAAAUUAACCUCACAAUUCUAAAAUGUGUUUCUAACAUGAAGAAAAUAUAUUACAAACUCUUAAAGAAGAACAGUAGAAGACUUUUCUGGUUCAACGUUUGAAGUUAAAGUGGACCAUCUUUUUGUUGUGUUUUGUUGCGUAACACUGUAUUGUUUUCCCUUUGCAUACCAGACCAUAUACCAGUCCAGAAAACCUUAUAAAAUCACAGCAUAUCGAAACAAAACUCCACAAAAGGCUGCAUGUUUCACACCAUGGCGUCCAUCUUUAGAAGCCAUUCAGUAAAACCACCGUAUUGAUUUAAAUGUCAAAAUCAGUUAAAAAUGUGAAAUGAUCUCUUUUGUUUUAAGUGCAACUCAACAGUUUUCCUAAAAUCAAGUUAGACCUUGAUCUGCCUUACUUCAUGAAAAAUCAUUAGUCAAGUUGAGUUACACCCGAAACAAGGGAAAUAUUUUUUUUUGCUUCCUUAAUAAUCCUUAUUCUGUCCUUUAGUGAGAUACAGGGAGGUUUAACAGAACGGUUGCAACUUUCGGCUGCAACAGUAGAAUUAUUACCAGCCUGUUCUCCCAUCAAAAACCUCAGUAUAGGUCGUGUGUCUAGGCAGUGAAAAAUGAGCUGUAUUUAUGUAUUUCACUGUCCAUUGUAAUGCGUCAAUCUUGCUUAUGUAGUAGUGAUGGACAGCCAAGUGAAGUUAAGAAGGCAGAUUCCUGUGUGCGGUAAACAAACGGCAGACUUUCACCCAGGAGAGCGGGGUUUGCGUCCCGUGUGAAAACAAAAGUGAAUGAUUUUAAACUUAAAUUAUGUUGUUUACUUAAGUUAUGUGAAUCACAUUUUUGAAUGUGACUUGUACCUACUUCUACUUACAGCAUUUACGUACACUUAUUUACUGUUUAAACUGUCUUUUAUAACACCUUACCAGGACGUUUUUGCCCUAAACGUAGGUCAGUGGUUUUAUAACAUAAAUUCUUUCUUACAACCACGAUUGUGCUAUUUUUAGAAAGCGCCGCUGUACUGCGAGCCAUGAAAUACGAUCCGCGGUACGUACAUAUGUGUCGUUAAACGCGAGCCGCAAUACGGACAUACGUCCCGUAAUUUGUGGUACUGACACACGACCUCUUCUGUUGUUUAGGUUGGAGAAAUUCUUGUUAUUGCAGGUGGAUUUUUCGGGGCAAACCAGGGCCUGCCAAAUUAGUCAGCAGUAGGGUUGGGCGAUAUGAUGAUAUCCAUAUUGUCAAAAUUAUAUAUAUAUAUAUAUAUAUUAGGGCCGGGACUCGAUUAAAAAAAUUAAUCUAAUUAAUUAGAGGCUUUGUAAUUAAUUAAUCAAAAUUAUUCGCAUUUUAAUCGCAUAUAAAUAUUUGACCUGAGAACAGUGAGAAGUAAUUUUUUUCACAUGGAUUUUUAGUAUACCAUUGAAUAAUGACUGAAUACAUAAGCUUAAUCAACAAAAAUAUAGUUUAUUUUUGCUCAAGUCCAACAGACCAGUGCAAUUUUUGCCAUUAAGUGUAGCAAUAGCAUAUUUAGACGCUAGCUGCUAUAUGUUUUGCAUUGAGGUGAUACUUGAGGCUCGAUGUGCUGCGGUGAUAUGUGAAUUCCUUGUUGCAUAGCAACACAACCAUGCUCUUAUCAACGCUUCCAUCUGUUGGUUUUUUGUAACAAAAUGUCCCAUCAUCCACGGGGCCAACCAAAGCGUCUCAUCAGCUUCUUCCUUCAUGUUUACUGUGGUUUGUUGUUGUCUGAACUCAUGAACGCUAGUUGGUGCUCCAGUAUAAUCGGUCCGCCUGAAACUCAUCCAGUGAGAAACGUUCCGCGGUGCAAAAAUAAGUUAAAAUGCUUCAAUUUUUUUAACGCAUUAAUCUUUGUGUAAUUAAUUCAUCUUAAUUAACGCGUUAAAGUCCCGGCCCUAAUAUAUAUAUCAAAUUGUUUCUUUGACGAUGUUGAAAUGAAAAAACAGCUGCCAAACUGUGUUAUGGCCAUAUUUACAUCAUUUGGAAUCAUUGAGGCACUGUUUUGCUAACAUGGAAUAGACACAAGUAGACUUGACCAUGUGAUUAUUUCAUAGUUAUUUAUUAGUAGCUUUCUGAAGAGCCAAAACGAGGCUAAGUAUGGUGCCUAACUCUCUGCUAAUCCAAAAAAUGGGCAAGGAGGCUGAAUAAUACUAGCCACCUGUGAGGACACCAGCCUGUCACUCAAAGCAGCCACACCCUUAAUUAUGCCUCACUUUAAGUCUUAAUACAAUUUAAACAGGUGAGUUAUAUAAAAAUGCUAAUAAAAACCCUAACCCCCCAAAGCUGUCAUGAAAGGGAAAUCAGCUAUGGGGAGCGUGGUUUCUCUACCAUCAAACAUGUAUUUCACAUGGGACUCUACUGGGAUUUAUUUACUUUGAAGCCUCAAGUGGCCAUUUGAGAUACUGCAUUUUGUAUGGCACUUCCACAUUAGCUGAAUUUUUCAGCCCUGGAGGGUGCUGCUUGGAAAGAAAUCUAUAUUGAAUAGAGAAUAAAACAUUUUGUACAUAUCGUCCAGCCCCAGUCAGCACUAAAUUUACUGUAAGUGGAUAGUAAAACACUGCUGCAGGCAUAUAAAGUUUAGAGUUUCAAUAUCUGAUUAUUAUUUUACCAGUAUAUUUUCAGUAUUUUGUUCACUAUAAAAAGGUUAAGCGUCAUAGAGCUCUGGCUUCACCUCACCUAUAUUUAAUCUACCAGUGUGCCAAAAAAGAAAAGGAAACACCACACACAAGUGUUUGUUUUGGGCAAACCCAAACCUCAUCGUGCUUGUUCACUCAGAGAUGCACUGCCUUCACAAAUAGAAAAAGGUGUUUUUAUUUGGUUUGUUAUUUGUUUGAAAGCCCGACAAAAUUGCCUGCCAACAGCUGAUCUCAGUGCCAUAUUAAACACUCACCGCUGUUCCAUUUUAGUUGAUCAAAAUAUUAAUUUGCUGACUAUAAAGACAUAAGGAGCUGGCUCACAAAUUGAACAUGUUGUCAGAGUUACUCAGCAACAUGAUUGGAGUUUCCAGAAAAUACUGUAUUUCUUCUCUGUAAUGAGUUCAGUUUGGUGUUACUGUGUCAGCUGAUCAUCUGCUUCCUUUUUUUGUUCAAAUCUGUAUAUUUGAGCUUUUAUGUUGGUCUUAAGUCAUGUAAUCAUAAUGUACAAUUCGAUUUUUUCUAUUUUUAUUUUAUGUGUUUCCUUUGCUCCAACUUUUAUUCAUGAAGCUAUCCUGUUAAAGUAAUCUAUAGUGCGUAGCAAAAGUUCAUUUAAGGCCUGUCCAACUUGUUAAACGGUGCAUAAUUCAGCAAAAUAAGGCGCAAGGGGCAAACAGGUUGUAUUUAGUCUCUUAAUUACUCAUAAAUCACUAUCAUACCUGCACCAAGUGGCAGGGUUGGACCAGUGUAACACUUGGACUGGAGUGAUAUACAGAAUUUUACCACUAGGUGUCACAUUUUUCUCAGCAGCCACGACUGUAACAUAAUGGGACUGAGAGAGUCAAUGAAUGAGAGUGAAGCGACUCCAGGCCAUACUGUACCACGUAGUUGAGAAUUUUUUUCUGCAUGCACCAUUGAGUGAGGGGAGUUAGAUAAUAAUUUGCACUGGCCCAAGUAAAAUCUAUGUCUGGAAUACACACGUUUGAUUUAGCGCUGUGAGCAUACAGGUUUCUGAUGUAGGCUACUUUUGAUUUUAAUAACAAAAAUCGAAAGUAGUAGUAAUGUCAAAAAAAAAAAAAAAGUAUAAUCAAACAACUCAAUUAUCUUGUACAUUGCUAUUUAAAUGCCUCAUUUGGAAAAAUUUAAGAAGUGAGAGCUUUGCUGUCUCCUAGACAAGCAGAGUGUAUGUGCAUUAUGAACCCACCUUAUAGGUUCAUCUUACUAUCAGAAUAAUGGGAAAAUACUGCGCUGUUGAGUGCUUGAGAACGCAUUUAAGGGAACUUUUCUCAGUAUUUUAAUCUAAUGCCACUUUCUACUUCUACUCCAUGACAUUUCAGAGGAAAAUAUUGUAGUUUUUAAUUUAACUACUAUUAUCUGACAGCUUUAAUUACUUUACAAAUUAAGAUUUUUUGCAAACAAAACAUACAAAAAUAUAGUACACCCUAGUGCAGUUGGAUCAAUUGAUCAGUUCACAGAAAAUUAAUUGGCAACUGUUAUUAUUCAUGUGAAAAGAUCUCAUAAUUUGAGCUUCUUAAAUGUGAUGUAAACUGUGAAUUUGCUGCUUUUAAUUUGAAUUCAUUUUUACUCAUUUUGAUUUAUGAAUUAAAUUUCUGCAUUGAGUACUUUUACUUUUCGUAGUUUAAAAUACAUUUAGCAGAUAAAACGUAAAUACUUUUACUAAGUUUCUCAGUGCAGGACUUGUUGAAAUCUUGGUGUUACUAUUGUUACUGCCUGGCACUGGCCCUGUGUUUAUACUUGCACAAAAUAGUUUCUUGACAUGGAAAUGACAACUGAGUCAGUCUACACUAGGUUUAUCACCGGGUGUAAGCUAGAGCACUCAGACCCAAUAGUUGAAGCUGCAGUAACUCAAAAAUCAUUUUUUGUCCAAAUGGGGGCAGUGGGAACAAGCUGAAAAGACAGCAUUGACACAUUAUCGCCUCAUAAAGUUGUUUUUUUGUGUCUAUCUGAAGAAUCCCUUUAGCUUUGUUUUGGUCUCCACCAACUCCUGACAAAAGUACAGCAGCUUGUCUGUCUGUUUUUUGUUGCUGCACUGCUAAAAACAAGAUAAAAACACUAAAUCUGAGGGAAAUGAUCUUGCUGAUCUUGGACAGAUAGAUUUCUUAAAAUAAGAUUAUAGAAAUAAGCAUGUUGAACGCUUAAAAUAAGGAAUUAACUCUUAAAACAAGAUCAAUUAUCGAACACUUCUAAAUCUAAAGUGUUUUUUUUUGUCUUGGUGAGAAACAAAUAAUUGUCAGUGCACUCUGCUCGGGCCAGUUCAUCGCUGCUUGCAGCUUUAUUUGAUCUUGUUUUAAGAGUUAACUUCUUAUUUUAAGCGUACAACAUACUUAUUUCUAGAUUUAACAAUCUUAAUUUCAGAAAUCUUGUCAAGUGAAAUUAUCUGUCCAUGCAGCAAGAUAAUUUCCCUCAGAUUUAGUGUUUUUAUGUGUCGUAAAACCAAAACAAUAAGCUAAAGAGGCUAAAAUAAGCUCUGUUUCAUGCGGCAUCAUUCUCACUGUGCUCAUUAUUUCACAUGAAACAAUCCAUAAAAAUAUUGAUUAUUGCAUCUUUAAGGCUAACACAUGUUUAAAGGUACACCAAGUGUUUGCUUAAUUAAAUCCACUAAUCAGGAGCAAGGUUAUAAUAUUUUUGGAUUUUUCAUUAGUUUUAGUUUAAAUUUUGUUGUGAUUUUUUGUUUUCAAAUUCAGUUAGUUUUAAUUUGCUUUUAGAGUGAGUUUGUUAGUUUUAAUUAGUUUUUUUUUUUUUUUUGGAAAAUUCUUAGUUUUUAUUCGUUUUAGUGUUAGUUUUUUGUAAUGGGUAUUUGUUGGGUGCCAGAUUCAAUAAGGUCACAAUAAAUGUUGCCUUUAUUUCCUUUUAUUAUCCAUCCCAGCCCCAAUAAGUUUAUUAAGUCAUAAAACCAGAUAGAAGAAAUAGAUUUCAUAUCAACCAAAAAGGUUUAAGUUUUAAAAAAAGCUGACAAAGGACAUUUUCACUGUAAUUUUAGUUAGUUUUGUAACCACACAAUACAGUUUCAGUUAGUUAUCGUUUUUUGUUUUUUUUAAACUCGUUUUUAUUUGUAUUUCAGUUAACGAAAAUGUUUUUUCAGAUCUAGUUUUUGUUAUUUCGUUAGUUUUCGUUAACUAUAAUAACCUUGAUCAGGAGUGUACGUUUUGAAAAGUUGUUUUUUGAUAACAGUUUGGUUAAACAGUAGAUUUAUGACUAAGAAAAUAAAUGAUUCUAUAAAUGCAAUGCAGCCUUAUUGAUGAGGAUGACUGGAAACUAACUCUAGUCAUAAUUUGAACGAAUUUACCUAAAAACCGACAUAUCUCACAGAUCCUCCGGUCGAAUAAAACAAGGAUACAAAAUGAACCUAUUUAGCAUCAUGGUGGUCUUCUUAGGAUUUGAGACUUUGUCCAGGUUCCCAGUGCUUCUCACCUGUAAAUGAACAACCAUUUUUCCUAAUAUCUUUAACCAAUCCCUUUUAUUCUGACAGUCAUUUAAACCAAUUAGUCAUUUUUUUCUUAUGUUGCUCAUAUAUCCCCUAGUUGUUGUUUUUUAAAGAAGAUGUUUUAAACAUUUAUUUCUCACUUUCUUGUUUUUCUUGCAGCAUCUCUUUCAUAAUUCUUAAUGUUUUUUGCAUUCACUUUGAAAGUUUACACUGUUUGAAGAGUCAUGUUGUGCCUGUUAUUAACUCUUCUGUCUGAUCCUCUGUAAAGUUUGUGAGCUACUGAAUAUUUUCAUGCAUUAUUGAUUAUAGAUUAUAAAGCAGAGGCAAAAGAGACCAGAAGUUGUGAUGUUUUUGUGCCCGAUAUAUCAAAACAACUAAUCAAUCCAAGUACCUCUAAGAGCUUUUAUUUUUGGAAAUCCUCUGUGUGUGAAUUCUCUCUGAUGCCUGCGGUUUGUACACGUUUCUUCAGUUUUCACUGCGUGUAUCGAUGCCUGUGUGUGUUUGUUGGGUUUGUUGCACCGUCAGCAUGUUUGACACAAUGAGAAUGAAAUGACCUGUGGUGCGUUUAAUGUUUCUGAUGUCAGAGCUGCAAAUAAAUCUCUGUGUUUGUUUUAUCCAGCGUUUGUUUUUUUCCACAAGAGGAUGCUUUGGUUUUUGGUUUGAAGUGAUUUUACAUUCUUUGAUUGUUGAAACUCAGAAGAGCCCGAUAGCAUAAUGGCAUGACCUUUCUGUGUUGAUGAGGUGUUCACAAAGGCUCACUGUAAUUUUAUCCCAAAAUAAAAUACUUCUUUUCA